Messenger RNA from Acanthoscelides obtectus, 282 nucleotides. NCBI's taxonomy places the organism in Eukaryota, Metazoa, Arthropoda, Insecta, Coleoptera, Chrysomelidae. The record is from the annotation of a GenBank genome assembly.
AUGGCGGAGGUAACACCAGAAAUCACGAUAAAGCACCUCUAUAUCCUCAUAUUGGCCAACAAUACUGAAAUAAAGGAGGAAAUCAAGGCACUAACUCGUGAAAUACAGAAUUUAAAGGAAGAUUACGCAAAACAAUACCACGAACUAGGGGAAGAAAUCACUGCUCUAAAACAAGAGAAUCAAAAACUAAAAGAGAAGGUCAAAUCGGUGGAACGUAAAACUAAAAAAUAUAACUUUUAUGAUCUUAAAAAGGAAAAUAGCAAGUCCGCAGACUUGGAUUAG